AUGGGUGACAAGGGCCAGUACGACCACCUGCCCAUCCCGACCUACGAGGAGGCCACCUCGUCCCGUCCUGCUUCCUCCCAAUCUAGACUCGGCCCACAAGAAAUCAGCGACGAUGCUGAAAGGCAAGGCCUUCUGGGAUCCUUUGCAAACUAUCACCCUCCCACCGUCGAGUCUGCACGGCCAAGCCUCGAUUCCCUCGACGGGCUCGAGCAAGAUGGCGAAGACGAAGUGCGCAGAGAGAUGCAGCAGAUGGAUGUGGAAGACCCUCAGAGCGACUCCUCCUCCCACCGCUCGCUCCUUCGAUAUAGACUGUCCAAGAGUAUCUCGAAUCUGACCAACUCGUUCUCCUCUCUGACCCUCCCCUCCUUUCGGCAGUACCUCUCCAACAUUUCAUGGCCGCGAAUAAACUAUCAACAGUUUGAUGCGAACCGUGUCGUCAUCAUCGGGCGGCUAUUCGGUGUUUUCUUGAUCAUGGGUGUUCUCUAUGUACUUAUAGCGUCGGACGUUCUGUCAUUUACGAAGAAUCGCAUGGGAAUGGGCCAGAUAUACGACCCUGAGUCUAUCAGAAUAUUUGUACAGAACCACAUGAACGAUCACGGGCACAUGCAGAAAUAUUUGCAGCACAUAACGGAUUUCCCUCACAUCGCAGGGACCGAGGGUAACUAUGUGCUGGGAGAAUGGGUGGCUGAGCUGUUCAAAGCAGGUGAGCUGGAAGAUGUGGAGAUGGAGAGAUACGAUGUCUACCUGAAUUAUCCACGAAAAGACGGGAGACGAGUAGCGAUCGUCGAGCCAGACAGUAUGAAAUGGGAGGCCAAAAUCGAGGAAGAUCAAGAGAAGUCUAUGGUAUUUCACGGCCAUUCAAAGUCGGGCGAUGUGACAGGCCCCCUGAUAUACGCGAAUUUUGGGUCGAGAGAGGAUUUUAAAACACUCGAAGAUAACAACAUCUCGGUCAAGGGCGCCGUUGUGCUGGUUCGCUAUUAUGGCUCCCAGGGCGACCGAGCCUUAAAGGUCAAGGCCGCAGAACUUGCCGGUGCUGUGGGGUGUAUCAUCUACUCAGACCCGGCGCAAGAUGGCUUCAUUCAAGGACCGACUUUUCCAGAUGGGCGAUUCAUGCCUCAAGAUGCUGUACAGAGGGGCGCGGUCAGCCUCAUGUCCUGGGUUGUUGGAGAUGUUCUCACUCCCGGAUGGGCAUCAACGCCGGAUAACAAGCAACACCUCAAACCGGAGGAGAGCGCCGGCCUCAACAAGAUCCCUUCCAUCCCCAUCUCCUGGGAGGAUGCGAAGCAUUUACUCGAGUCGCUCAGAGGGCACGGCAACCAGAUGAAAGAUAACUGGCAGGGAGUUCCUGACGUUGAAUACUGGACGGGCAACCAGGACUCUCCAAUAGUCAACCUCAAGAACCUUCAAGAUGAAGAGCAGAAGCAGCCCAUCUACAAUGUACUUGGCAAGAUUACAGGCUGGGAGCAGCCCGAGAAGAAGAUUGUGGUCGGAAACCAUCGCGACGCAUGGUGCACCGGCGCCGCUGAUCCCGGCAGUGGCACGGCCGUCAUGCUCGAAGUCGUGCGCAUCUUUGGCGAGUUGCGUCGAUUGGGAUGGCGGCCACUGCGAACAAUCGAAUUCGCUAGCUGGGAUGGAGAGGAGUAUAACCUAAUCGGCAGCACCGAGCACGUCGAAAACCGGGAAGAGCAGUUGCGUGAGGAUGGAAUCGCCUACCUCAAUGUUGACGUCGGAGUGACAGGUGCAGAUUUCCACGCCGCCGCCUCUCCCCUUUAUGAACGACCCCUCCUGCAUGUCAUAAACCGCGUCAGUGAUCCCUCCACGGGGAAAUCGGUCCGCGAAAUCUGGGACGCAGAUGGCCGGAGCAUCGAAGGCCUCGGCGCAGGAAGCGAUUUCGUUGCCUUCCAAGACAUCGUCGGAACCUCGUCCAUCGAUAUGUUCUUCAAAGGUGCCAGAUUUCCCUACCAUUCAUGCUACGACAAUUUCGAGUGGAUGGCCAAGUUCGGUGAUCCGGACUGGACAUAUCACAAAGCCAUGGGCGAGAUCUGGGCACUCCUGAUUCUAGAGUUGGCUGAUCGCCCUGUCCUCCCCUUCGAUAUUAGCGCUUACGCCAGGGCUAUUACGAGAUACGUCGAUGACCUUGACGGGUACGCGAAGUCUGCGCCCACAGCAUCAGACGCAAAUAUUCUUGACCUCUCCCCCUUACGGAAAGCGUCGGACAUCCUUGCCCAGGAGGCGCUGCGCUUCCACACCUUCGAUGCCACCUGGCGCGAUUUCAUCUUCGGGGCCGGAGGUUUCGAAUCCUCCGCCAUGGGCAAAGCUCGCUUGGACCACAACAACCGCCUCACACAUUUCGAGACGGAUCUUCUUGACCUCACCGAAGGCGGCGGACUGGCCAACCGCACACAGUUCAAACAUGUCAUCUUUGCACCGCAGCUGUGGAGUGGAUAUGACGACGCGACGUUCCCCAGUGUGAGAGACGCCGUCGACGACGGGGACUGGGCGUUAGCGCAGGUCGAGGUCGAGAAAGUGGCGGGCAUGCUGGAACAGGCGGCCACAAAGCUGAAUCCAUGA
Molecule: messenger RNA, 2571 nt
Organism: Fonsecaea erecta
Lineage: Eukaryota; Fungi; Ascomycota; Eurotiomycetes; Chaetothyriales; Herpotrichiellaceae
Exons: 1
Coding region: 1-2571 (856 amino acids)
Molecular function (GO): carboxypeptidase activity
Source: RefSeq, a predicted model, not a curated record